Messenger RNA from Paramecium octaurelia, 1586 nucleotides. NCBI's taxonomy places the organism in Eukaryota, Ciliophora, Oligohymenophorea, Peniculida, Parameciidae. The record is from the annotation of a GenBank genome assembly.
AUGUCAAAAUAAUAGCAAUAACAACUCUCAUAUAUAUGCAAAGACUAACAAAACCAAAAAGGCCAAGGACAAUCUUAUAGAAGAGUAAAUAUGAAUGAUCUUAUUAAUAGAUGAAUAACAAUCAAAACAAUUUUGAUGAUAAAAAUGUUUAAAAUCAAAAAAAAUAAAAUAAAUACAACAGAAGAAAUAAUUCUUAAGAAAAAUAAUAGAAUUCCCAUAAUCAGCCAUCCUAACCUGUUUUAGGUAUUUGUACAAUCAAUAUUUAUCAGCACGAGCUCAAAUUAAUCAACCAUAAAAUAAAAUUUAUGAUUCUUAAACAUUAAUUUCGGCAUAUCACGAAUUAUUAUAACCACCCAAAGAAUUAGAAGAAUUCAUAGACAAAAUACCUCAUCUUUUUACCAAAAUUUCGUAAAAACCUCUAAUUUCAUCCUCAACCUAAUUCACCCAUAAUGAUGAAGAUGACCCACAGUGGAUGCACUCCAAUGAGAAUUUUCAGAUCAUUGAUAUCGAAAAUGAAAUCGAAAAAAAGAGAAUAGAAUAUUAAAAAUAACAUGGAACAUUUGAAAAAAAACAAGAAGAAAAAUCUAAAAAGUAAAAUGAAAUCAAUUAAGAAGAAAUAUCAGAGCUUUAAUAAGCGAAAGAAAAAUAUAGAUAAUUGAGAGAAUAAGAAGAAAAGCAAUUAUAGGUUGCCAAUGAAACCAAAGCUAAAUUAUAGGAAUUAUUUAGUUUUUCAGAACAAGAAUAGCCAAAGUUAAAUAAUUCAAUCAACACAAAAAUCCUAUCAGUUGAAGAAGUUGAAAAAUAAGCAUUGGCAUCUUCAAAUAAUAAAUAGAAAGAUCCCAUCAAGGUUGAGUAACCUCAAUAAAAAAUAGAGGAUUAUUUUAGUAAUUUCAAUAACAAUUAAACUGAUGAUUUCUUAGAGUAAUUAGAAGAGAUGGGAAUUCAUAUUCAACGGAAAUCACAAGUACCUUCAUAACCUACAAUUAAAAUUUCAAGGGAAAAAAUUAAAACCGCUCCAUUUUCGCUUUAAGCCUAACUGCAUUCACGAUCCCCAAAAGAAUCUCUGUGGUACUAUAUUGAUAAUUCUGGAAAGGUAAAAUAUUUGUAAUGUCAUAUUUUAGAUUUAAGGAGGAUUUACAACAGAAAAUAUGGAUCAAUGGUUUGAGCAUUAAUAUUUAAAAGCAAAGUUAAAUAUCUCUUGGGAAGGACCUGGAAAAUGGGUUACAUUAGAAUAAUAUUUGAUUAAUUUAGAUCAAAUUGAAAAAAAACUAUUGGAUCCAAAAUGUGCUAUGGAUCCGUUAACCCUCAAAACUAAUAUUAAUAAUGUGUAAUUAAAUAAUCUCUAGUAAUUGUAAUAAAUGAAUGCAUUUAAUGUGAAUAGUUUUCAAAAUUAAUAAAUGAAUACUUAUCAAUAUUAAUAGAUCAACAAUAAUUAAUAUUAAAAGUAUCAAAAUUAAUAAAUGAACAAUUAACAAAACAAUGUAAAUAGAAAAAAAAAUAAUAAUUCAAACAAUAACAAGAAUGGAAAAGUGCAGCAACAAUAUAAUAAAUAUGAAUAUCAACAAAAUAAUUAAUCAUUAUAUUGA